Molecule: messenger RNA, 1681 nt
Organism: Cuscuta epithymum
Lineage: Eukaryota; Viridiplantae; Streptophyta; Magnoliopsida; Solanales; Convolvulaceae
Source: the annotation of a GenBank genome assembly
CACGUUAACAUCAUUCGUAGGGUUUGGCGUUCCAGCUUCUAGAUUCUGCUCACUCCAUCUUCGUUUCUAAGUUCCGACUACAUACGAAGCAUCUGACCUCAAAUCAGCCUUCCCUACUUAGCAUUUGUUUAGAAAUCUACAGAAAUCCUUAACACAAAAAAUGGAUGCCUGUAAUUCCUACCACUUUAAUUAACGAUUCGGGAGUUAAAGACAACAAAACCAAAGAUUCUGGAUUCUAGAUGGGUAACACUCUAUACGCCAACAAAAAGGGAGAUUCAUACCAUUUGUGUAUAUUCAGAGUUAAAGAACCGUUAAACAUGUAAGUGUAAGCCUCAUUUAGUGAAUGGAUCCGUCGAUGGCCACUUCUCCCACGGCAUCGUCCACCAGGGCCACUACUUCUUGGCUUUCCGGUAUUGUCCGGGGCCGCUCGAAGAGCGUGCCAAAUAAUUCGACCGCUUCCGCCGCCACCGACUCCGUUAACGACUCGCCUAUCACUAAGAAAAAGCAGUUCCGUGGAGUGAUGUUUAAGUACGGCCCCAAUUCUAUCCAGGUAGCUUUCAAGACUGGUGACUAUAAGCAACAAGUUAUUUUUAUAGGCGGACUAACAGAUGGAUUUUUGGCUACAGAGUAUUUGGAGCCUUUGGCGAUUGCUUUGGAUAAAGAGAAAUGGUCACUAGUUCAAUUUCUUCUUUCAUCUUCUUAUAGUGGAUAUGGGACCUCAAGCUUGAAACAAGAUGCCGUAGAGCUUGAUCAGCUGAUAAGUUACUUAAUAAACAAGGAAGAUUCUGAGGGUGUGAUACUUCUUGGACACAGUACUGGAUGUCAGGACAUCGUGUAUUACUUGCGCACCAAUGCUGCAUGUUCUAGAGCUGUUCGUGCUGCCAUUUUGCAGGCUCCUGUUAGUGACCGGGAAUACAGAGCGACUCUACCUGAUACUGCUUCGAUGAUUGAUUUGGCCUCAAAGAUGAUAAGUGAAGGUCGGGGUUCAGAACUAAUGCCACGGGAAGCAAACCCAGAUGCACCUAUAACUGCAUAUAGAUAUCACUCUCUGAGUGCCUACAAUGGUGAUGACGACUUGUUCAGUUCGGACCUCAGUGAUGAUCAGCUGAAACAAAGACUUGGGCACAUGGUUAGCACACCUUGUCAGGUGAUCUUUUCCAUGGGAGAUGAGUACGUUCCGGAUUAUGUAGACAAGAAAGCAUUAGUUGAUAGGCAAGGAAGUUAAUCUUUCAACCCCCCCUCCCAAUGAUAAUUUGUGGUUCAUAAGAGUCCUGUUGAAACUCGGUAAUAUAGGGUUAUGUAGAGCAAUGGGUGGGGCUGAAAAGGCUGAGAUUGAGUACGGAAACCAUUCUUUAUCAAACAGAGUAGGAGAAGCUGUUGAAGCUAUCAUGAAUUUCGUCAAAAGAGAUGGCCCUAGCGGCUGGGACGACCCUUGGACAUAGUACCUGAUGUUACUUCUUGCACCCCUACCCCUACUCGCAUCACUUAUUUUUUCUCUUGUUUUUUUGUUUUUCCAGUUCUUUUACUGCUGUUUCACUUUGUGUAUUUUCUUAUACCUUCAAUUGUUUUUAAAAUCAUCUGUAAAUCUUCACAACCUACAAGCUUGUUUUUGCAUGUUUCAAGGGCGCUCCGUCCAUUUCCCAAGAAAAUACGGAGUAAUUGUUUGGGGAAUGUGUUCCCU